CCCCGCCCCCUCACGUGCCCGCGGCGUCACGUAACACCCGGAAGCAGCGGCCGGAGCGGAGCCGACAGCAAUGAGCGGGGACGCGGGGCCGGCGUUUGCAGCGCCCCAUCCCGGGGAGCUCGAACCGGGCAGUGGGGUCCGCAUCGUGGUGGAGUACUGUGAACCCUGCGGCUUUGAGGCGACCUACCUGGAGCUGGCGAGCGCCGUGAAGGAGCAGUACCCUGGCAUCGAGAUCGAGUCGCGCCUGGGGGGCACAGGGGCCUUUGAGAUCGAGAUCAAUGGACAGCUGGUGUUCUCCAAGCUGGAGAACGGGGGCUUCCCGUAUGAGAAAGAUCUCAUUGAGGCCAUCCGGAGAGCCAGUAACGGAGAACCCCUAGAGAAGAUCACCAACAGCCGCCCCCCCUGCGUCAUCCUGUGACGGCAUGGGAUUCCAGGUUCCUGUGGUGUUCUGGGGUACAAGCCUUGGUCUCCCCUUUGGUCCUGCUGAGGGUUCCCCACUACCCCUUUCCCCUCACUUAGCUCCAGGUAGCUGAGACCCUGGCCUCCACUUUGCCCCUUUGGGUACCAGGAGGGAAUAGAAACUUCUGUUGGUCUGGAGCAUGGGAGAGCCUCUCCACUGAUAUUAUCACAGCCACCUUGUACCCCUUCCGGGGAUCAGUGUCCACAAAAGCUUGCUCCCCGCUCCAGCCUUGCUGCACCUGUAAGAGGCCACUCGUUCUAAUUUAUUUUCUACUAGCCCCGGGCAUUGUCAGCUAUUGGCAAUAAACUGGCACUACAAACA
Messenger RNA from Myotis daubentonii (Daubenton's bat), 781 nucleotides. It is a transcript of the gene MIEN1, whose product is annotated as migration and invasion enhancer 1. Gene Ontology annotation, biological process: negative regulation of apoptotic process; positive regulation of filopodium assembly. Gene Ontology annotation, cellular component: cytosol. The record is from RefSeq and is a predicted model, not a curated record. Lineage: Eukaryota; Metazoa; Chordata; Mammalia; Chiroptera; Vespertilionidae.